AUGGUCAAUUAUAUUUCUUGUAAAAGUAAAAAUUUCAACAAAAAAUACGGUAAGUCGAAUGAAGGCUAUAACCUUGUGCUCAGAAGCCUUGUUUAUUGCAUCAAUUGGUUUAAGGAGCAACAAAGCAAGAUAUGGGGUUGUGUUUUUCGUUUGACUGUGGAGAGUGUGAUGAUUGCUUUACCCCUUGUUGCUUGGCACUUGGAGCUUUGCGCCAAAAAUCUGAAAAUUAUAAUCAAUAAGGAUGGGGUGCAAUAUAUCUUGUCGUCCGUGCUGUUGCUGCUGUGUUCCGUGCUGUUGCUGCGACUGUUGCUCAGACCCCCCGCGUCGUACUACCGUUGU
Brenthis ino (lesser marbled fritillary) is the source of this 339-nucleotide messenger RNA. NCBI's taxonomy places the organism in Eukaryota, Metazoa, Arthropoda, Insecta, Lepidoptera, Nymphalidae. The record is from the annotation of a GenBank genome assembly.